Messenger RNA from Triplophysa rosa, 3347 nucleotides. RefSeq names its product kinesin family member 3Cb (gene kif3cb). Gene Ontology annotation, biological process: microtubule-based movement. The record is from RefSeq and is a predicted model, not a curated record. The transcript is spliced from 8 exons. NCBI's taxonomy places the organism in Eukaryota, Metazoa, Chordata, Actinopteri, Cypriniformes, Nemacheilidae. Gene Ontology annotation, molecular function: ATP binding; microtubule motor activity; microtubule binding. The coding region runs from base 365 to 2638 and encodes 757 amino acids.
CGCAGGGUGAAAAAAAUGAUAAUCUACCUAUCAGUGGCUCUGCGCGUUUGUGAGCGCAAUCUGCCUAUUGUCUGUGGCGGAGCAGGGUGUGUACCGACGGAGACGGAGAUGGGCGAUGUUCGCUGUCUGUGAAGCUCAACGCAUGGAGCGGAAUGUUACGAUAGAGCACCACCUUGGGCGUUGGACCAAGAUGUACACCGCUAGGACAAUAUUAAUAUGAUUGGAUAUGCAUUCGCCUGUUUUAGUAGUUUCAUAGAUACGUGCGUAGCCUAUUUUUUGACUGAUCGUUGCGCUUUUAUUUCCCCUUACGUUUAUAUAAAACACAGCAGAAGAUUUAAGGCGCAAAAGCUUUAUCAUCAGAAGGAUGAUGAGGAGAAACAGCCCGUUGCGACCACGGCCACGGUCCAUGUCGAUGGGGAAAAAAACAGAGGCAGUGAGGGUGGUGGUGCGGUGCCGCCCAUUGAACAAGAAAGAAGAAGCGAUGAAUCACGAAAGAAUUGUUGAAGUAGACGUCAGACGGGGACAGGUGAGCGUCCGUAAUCCCAAAACAUCUGCAACCCUCAUGAAAAUAUUCACGUUUGAUGCUGUAUAUGACACCAGCUCCAAACAAAACGAGCUGUUUAAUUAUGCGUGUAAACCACUUAUUGACUCUGUUUUGCUUGGGUUUAACGGAACUAUAUUUGCUUACGGUCAAACUGGCACUGGCAAAACAUAUACAAUGGAAGGUGUGCCCACAGACCCUGAGAAACAGGGAGUCAUCCCAAAUUCGUUCCAGCAGAUUUUCACUCAUAUAUCCAGAUCUCAGAAUCAACAGUACCUUGUGAGAGUCUCUUAUAUUGAGAUAUACCAAGAAGAGAUACGAGAUCUCCUGUGCAAGGAUAACAAUAAAAAACUGGAACUCAAGGAGAAUCCAGAGUUGGGUGUGUAUGUCAAAGAUCUAUCAUCCGUGGUGACUAAAAACAUAAAGGAAAUUGAACAUGUCAUGAACUUGGGAAACCAGUCAAGGUCUGUUGGAUACACCAAAAUGAACGAUCGUAGUUCAAGAUCACAUGCGAUUUUCAUCAUCACUAUCGAAUGCAGUGAGAUGGGCAUCGAUGGUGAGGAUCACAUUCGUGUUGGAAAGUUAAACAUGGUGGAUCUGGCAGGCAGCGAGCGCCAAAGCAAGACAGGAGUGGAGGGACAGAGGUUUAAAGAAGCUACAAAAAUAAACUUGUCUCUUUCGGCCCUCGGAAACGUCAUCUCGGCCUUGGUGGAUGGGAAGAGUACUCACGUUCCUUACCGGGACUCCAAACUCACUCGCCUGUUGCAGGACUCCCUUGGAGGCAACUCCAAAACGGUCAUGGUAGCCACAAUCGGACCAUCUUCAUGCCACUAUGAUGAAACUCUUACCACGAUGAGGUACGCCAACAGAGCGAAGAACAUUAAGAACAAGCCAAAGAUCAACGAGGACCCCAAAGAUGCACUGCUGCGCGAGUUCCAGGAUGAAAUAGCUCGCCUGAAGGUGCAGCUUGAGGAACGAGGGAUGCUGGCCAAAGAACGGAGAAGACGGAGGAGAAAUAGUAUGCGGAUGAAGAGAAGUUUGAGUACUGGGGAGGUGGAAACUCAGAUGGAUGGAGAUGUGGGGAUUGUGGAGAAAGUACGAGAAGAAAGUGUGGAGGAAUACUGGUGGAAGCAGCAGAUGGGCUCGGCCAAUUACACGCCAGAUUUCAGCAGGAAACUCGGCACAUUAGAUGAGAAAACAAAAACUGUGGAAGAGCUGAUGAAAGAGCAACAAGCUAUGGAAAACAUGAUUGAAAAGUACAAGGCUAUGGAAAGUAAGCUUCUGGUUGGAGGGAAAACCAUCAUUGAUCACACCAACGAACAGCAGAGAAAGCUGGAAUUGAAGAGGCAGGAGAUUGCUGAGCAGGAGAGAAUGGAACGAGAUAUGCAGCAGCUGAUGUUUGAACAAGAUGAAGAGACAAUCGAACUGAAAGAGACGUUCUCCACUCUACAGCAAGAGGUGGAUUUAAAGACCAAGAAACUUAGAAAGCUUUACAGUAAGCUGCAGUUGGUGAGGUCUGAGAUUGGGGAUAUCAUCAAUGAGCAUGUAACAAUGAGGCAAGAACUAGAGCAAACCGUGAAUGAGUUGACAAGAGAGAUGAAAUUCAAAAAUCUGAUAAUUGAGAACUUCAUUCCUCCUGAGGAAAAGAAUAAGAUCAUGAAUCGUCUCCACUUUGACAGCGAGGAAGACCAGUGGAAAAUCUUACCACUUCUCCCCUCUGAAAAUAACUCGCCUCUUAUCAGACGAAGACCAACUUCAGUUGUAGGAUACAAGAGACCAAUUAGUCAGUAUGCACAAGUUGCCGUGGCAACCGGGUCUCCUGCUAGAUACAGGGCUGAGAACGUUAUGCUUCUGGAACUGGACAUUUCACCACCCACCAUGGUUCCGUUGGACCUUCAGAGGUCAGAGAUAAGGACACAAGACUUGAUACGUGACUUUGGCCAUUAUAGAAAGAGGACUACUGCAUCACGUGUCAUGAAAGCUAGGUCAUGGUACCAAGGGCCAAGUCAAUCUGCUUCAUCAACCAGCUCUUUGACCACUGGUACUCAAUGCCCAGCAUCUGCAAUGGGAGCUUGCGCGGCAACCCAUGAACAUUGAACCUGUACAGUUUAGUAAUCAGCCGAGAAAUAGAAGUAUAGAAAGCACCGUUCUUUAUCUUUUGCUAUUUCACGAGCUUUAAGCAAGGCCAUUUGUCUUUUCUAAUCAUGUUGAUUUUUUUAGAAUCAAAGCUUUGGAUUUGCAAUUUUAAGCACAAUUGUGUCCUGUAUACUUGAAAAAGCUAGUGUAUGCUGAUAUAGUUUGUGAUGUCAAUCUUGAACGGAAAUGCAAACAAUAAAUGUAUGUAAAGAAAUGAACUCUCUCGGUGUAUAACAAGCACGCAUGCAUUAUGUGGGUGUUUUCUCUAUAAACCGCAUGCUUCAUUUAAAUUCAUGAUCAACUUUCCAGCGCUCUAAAGCAUGAGGUACAAUAUAUAACACUACAUAAAAUGCAUAGCAUUGGAAAAAUGGCAUAGCAUCUAUAGGCAGCUUUAGACUUUUCCUCAUUCUUUUCCAUAUAUGUAAUUAAUAUGCAACUUCAAGGUCAUGUUUACCUGGAUUUAUACUGUAUAUAUAUUCUUACCAAUUAACCCAUGACUAGCAUAACGAUGUUAUCUUGUUUUUAUUUAGCCACUGUUAAACGUCUUAAAUUGUAAUGUUAACUGAUAAGCAUAAAGACAUGGUAUCAUGUGUAUUAUGUAUGUGCUUUUGUGUUUCGAGUACAGUGAAUAAGUUGAAACGUUUAUACAAAUAAAAAAACAAUAGCGAGA